AUGACGCUGGGGCCAACCAGAGAGGUCAACAGAAGGGAUGAGGGGGCUCUUCACGAGACUGCCCUGCGGUACCCGGGGGCAAUCGUCUCAUUUACUCCAAAGGCUUGCUCGCUCCCAGAUCUCCUUCUACGCCGCCGGAAAGGUCGCACGGGCGUGUCCACACAGCCAAAGUCAUUGGCCAGAGAUCAUACGUUCCAAGUAG
Spirodela intermedia is the source of this 202-nucleotide messenger RNA. Lineage: Eukaryota; Viridiplantae; Streptophyta; Magnoliopsida; Alismatales; Araceae. The record is from the annotation of a GenBank genome assembly.